CCUGCAUUGAUUUCUUCUAAAUGUUUAAAUAACGAAUGGCUGCCUGGUGUUGUGGUAAGCGAUUUGGACUGUCGUUCAAUAGUCUCGAUUUGUCCUGGGUUUGAACACUGCCAGCCGUCAUCCCCAGCAAUCUCGUUGGAGGUUUGGUUUAGGAUGUAAAAAAAAAACUCUGAAGAAAUAUCCGAAACUUGUAAAACAACGAACACUUUAAAGCAUUAUUUUAUAAAACAAUAUCAUAUAUUGAGAUGCGAUAAAACAGUUGUAACUAUUAUCAUCUUGAUAUUUUCAAGGACAGCUCUUAACGAGAAUGGUUACAAUGACCGCAUACUUCAUCAGCAUUACACUGAUGAUCCUGAACGAAGACACUGUUGGACUUUACAAUGCGGCCAGGUUUAAACCUGCCCUACAGAGCAGUGACUACCGAACUUACUACGCCUACUUAGGAGCGGAUGGGAACUACGACUCUGACGGACUUCAAGGUCAUUGUCAACACACUGGUGAGCAAUGGAGCCCUUGGUGGAUGGUGGACUUGUGUGGUCAGUUUUUAAUAGAGAAAAUACAGCUAACAAACAGGCAAGGUAUAUAUCAAAAUCAUCAAGUGGCUUUACGUUUGAGAAACUUUGAUAUUGAAAUAUUUCAACAAGAUCCACGACAACUUGAAAACUUUCCAAAUGUAACUGGCCAAGUCUGCUACCAUCAGACUGAUUCACUGGGUCCUGGCACUUUCAACUUUACGUGUGCUGCUCCAAUCACUGGCAGAUAUGUGCGUCUAAUUAUAAGAAAUGAACGACAAUUUUUACAUAUCUGUGAGCUGGAAGUACUAGUCAGUAGUUGUAGGGUAGCAGAACUGUACUUCAACAAAGUAUUAGACACUGAACUGACUGGCACACCAUUUGAUACGAUGGACGCAGGCGACCAAAUGGUUUGUGCACAGAACUGUGUACUUCGUAGGUCAACUGAUUUCUGUACUGCUUUCAACUGGGUCACAUCCACAAAUUCAUGUCAACUUUUCAGUGUCAACCCGUACCUUGACCUCUCAACCAACGUGACCUACGCCCCAGGAACAUAUUUCAAUAUUCAAAGUAAUUGA
Messenger RNA from Biomphalaria glabrata, 1090 nucleotides. Its product is annotated as fucolectin-6-like. Bases 308 to 1090 code for a protein of 260 amino acids. NCBI's taxonomy places the organism in Eukaryota, Metazoa, Mollusca, Gastropoda, Planorbidae. The transcript is spliced from 3 exons. The record is from RefSeq and is a predicted model, not a curated record.